UUUACGAAAAUGAAAGCUGCAAAGUGACGGCGGCGGCGCCAAUUAUGUCAGCAAUUUUCCGAUGCUCUGCGUCCAAGCUCCGACGCCUAACCAGCACCGCAACAAUCACCCUCUUUCACCAUCGUUCCGCCGCCAAGCCACUCCUCCCCCGCUCCAACCAAACUCCACUCCUCAGGCUCGCCAAAUUAGGGUUCCAGGAGCGCCAGAAAUGGGACGGAAGCUCCGAUAACUACGACCAAAUCAAAGCGGAGGUCAAUUGCCCUCGAUGCUCCAAGCCAAUGACUGUGCUCUUUUCCAACCGCCCGCUCUCCAUCACCGCCGGCGAGAACGGCAUUUACCAGGCUGUUAACAUGUGCUGCCAUUGUCGCACGGCCUACUAUUUCCGGCCCUUCAAGCUGGAGCCGCUGCAGGGCAGUUUCAUCGAGAUUGGGAGGGUUAAGGAUGGUAGAGAGAAUAAUCGGGAUACGGUAGGGAAAAGCGGGAAGAACGGUGUGAAGAUUUGGGAGAAGUUGAGGUCUUAUAGCAGCAUCGAGAACAAUAAUGACGCUGGAAGCUGUGGUGUUCAUCAAGAUGGUGAUCGUGGCCGGGAGGAGGAUUCUGCAGCGACUGCAGGUUUGGUGGAGGAGGUGACAGAAGUGGGGCAAGAAGUAUUGCCAACGCCCAAGGAGAUAUGUAAGGUGCUCAAUGAAUUUGUUGUCGGGCAGGAGAUGGCAAAAAAGGUGCUUUCUGUUGCUGUUUAUAAUCACUACAAAAGAAUAAACCAUUCCUUGGUGAAGAAAGAGGCAGGCUCUGAAUCAUCUCCUACUAAGUCUGAACAAGAUUGCUGCAAUGAUGAUGCUGUUGAGCUGGAGAAGAGCAAUGUCUUAUUGAUUGGCCCAACGGGCUCAGGAAAGACAUUGCUUGCAAAAACACUUGCUCGGGUUGUGAAAGUACCUUUUGUCAUAGCUGAUGCAACUUCAUUAACACAGGCAGGUUUGAAGUUUGGUUCUGGUGAAACAUUUUGUGUUCUUAUUAUUACCUUGCAGGCUGCUGACUUUGAUAUUGAAGCAGCUCAGAGAGGAAUUGUAUACAUUGAUGAAGUUGAUAAAAUAACAAAGAAGGCAGAGAGCUUAAAUACUGGUAGAGAUGUAUCUGGAGAGGGUGUUCAGCAAGCUCUACUAAAAAUGCUUGAAGGAACUGUUGUCAGUGUUCCUGAUAAUAGAUCCCCAAGGCAUUCACACCGUGAUAGCAUUCAGAUAGAUACAAAAGAUAUCCUCUUUAUAUGUGGUGGGGCUUUUGUUGACCUGGAGAAGACCAUUUCAGAGAGACGACAUGAUUCCUCAAUUGGUUUUGGAGCCCCAGUUCGUGCUAAUAUGAGGCUUGGUGGACUAAAUAUUACUGUAGCCUCAUCGCUGUUGGAAUAUGUAGAGAGUAGUGAUCUUACUGCAUAUGGUCUUAUACCUGAAUUUGUUGGGCGAUUUCCUGUUAUAGUGAGUUUGUCAGCUCUCGAUGAAGACCAACUUGUACAGGUUCUUUCGGAGCCAAAAAAUGCUCUGUGUAAACAGUACAAGAGGAUGUUCAGCAUGAAUAAUGUCCAGUUGCAGUUCACAGACGAUGCAAUGAGAUUAAUUGCAAAGAAAGCAAUAGCCCGGAAUACUGGCGCACGUGGUUUGAGAGCCAUACUAGAAAACAUUCUGACUGAGGCAAUGUUUCAGGUCCCAGAUGCCAAAUCGGGAAAAGACAAGGUAGAUACAGUUUUGGUUGAUGAGGAAGCUGUGGGUGCACCACAUGCACCUGGAUGCGGAGCAAAAUUGCUUUUUUCAAACCACGGGAUGGAAGAAACCCCUGAGCACGCAGAAUCAAGAGAUACAAGUGACGAUGGCACUGCUGAGAAGGGAAGCUUGCGUGAACAUUUGGAGGAUUCAUUGCCUGCCAUGAGUUUGUAAUUUGACAGAAUGAAAAGGCUCAUCGAUCUUGUAUAUAUAUGCACAAGUCCUGAAUAAUCAAUAAUUCUUGCCAUUCUCUUGCCCAA
Messenger RNA from Salvia hispanica, 2011 nucleotides. NCBI's taxonomy places the organism in Eukaryota, Viridiplantae, Streptophyta, Magnoliopsida, Lamiales, Lamiaceae. The record is from RefSeq and is a predicted model, not a curated record.